ACCAAUAACAUCAGAUCAGGCUGGAAAUAGGAGCGGGGGCUAAAAUGUAUUACGCUGAAUGUCAUUCCUGGAGCCGAUCUGCCAGGAGUAAAUCCUGACACUUAACAGCUGUGUCUUGAGGCAAGACUCGUAAGCGCUCUGUUCCUUGGCAUUAUUUCAUCUGCUUCACCACUGGCAAAGGAUUUGGGAAAGCUCUGUGAGAGUCAGGGUGAAUAUACCUAGGGAGCCCAGGGCACUGCCUGGGACACAAUCUAUGCUGCAUACUACUGGCUACUUUUAUUCAUCAAACGCACCCUGUAGUCUAAUAAAGAAACUCCGACUGAGGAUCAAGAAAGCUGGGACUCUGCUACUCCUUAAUGGGUAUUUACUGAGCACCAAUGAUGGGCCGGCUGGAGAUAACGCCAAAUUAACAACACAGCAGCCCCCACUCUCAGGACUUCACAGGCUAGCAGGAAACAGGAAAAACAAAACAAAACAAAAAAACAGCACAGAUGCCAGUCCAGGGCGCAGGGCCUGGCGAGGGCGCCCCACGCUGCCUGUCUGCAGGGCGGGCGGGGGCUGUCGAGGAAGGAGAGGACAGGACAGAAUCAGGGAAGCCUCCAGGAGCAGCUGAUUUUGAACAAAGGCCUGAAAGAAAGAAAGCAGGAGUGGAGGAUGCAGGCCGGGGCCAAGAAGGCGCCAGAGAGAAGGAAGAGGAUCAGAAAGGAAGAGAGCUGGGAGAGAACACAGGGUAUCAACAGGCUAUUCCAGCAGGGCCUGAGCUCGAGGUCACGGGAGGGAAGACGGACAGAGAUCCAGCUAAACAGGGAAGCGGAGCCCGAUCACGAAGGAAACUAUGUGUCACCACAGACAGCGUGCAGUCUGCCCGGGGCCAGAGGGCACCGUGUGAGCCAGCGCGGGCUGCAGCUGCAGCUUCAGAGAGAAGUGAGGGCGGCUCGAGGCCAGCAGAGCAGAGGCAGCGGCUUGCACCCAGGCAGACAGACAGACAGACGGUCUCCCCUCAGGGCUCUAUGACGCAGCAUCCACCGGCCUGGCCUCGACCUGGGAAGGCGCCUCUCCUGGAACGGCUUCUGCUGGAAGAACUGGCCGCCCGCUCCGGAGCAGCUAGGCCACGUGUGCGCCGGCUGUCUGUGCACAGGUGAGGACGGCCCUGACACCUCGACCACCCUGAAACCACAGACUCUCGGUUCUUGAGAGGCAGCGUGGAGCGGCUACCACUGCCGAGCGCUGGACAGGGUAGGAGGCUGGAAGCCAGAGACCCUGAACACCACUGAUGGAUAUAAAAAUGGACAAUUUUACGACACCCUCUGCAGCUUCUCUGGAAAGCGACUGUGAUCUCUAUGCCCACCGCCACACAGCCAGGAUCCUCAUGCCACUGCAUUACAGCAUCGUCUUCAUAAUUGGGCUUGUGGGAAACUUACUGGCCUUGAUUGUCAUUAUUCAAAACAGGAAAAAAAUCAACUCUACCACUCUCUAUUCAACCAACUUGGUGAUUUCGGAUAUACUUUUUACCACGGCUCUGCCUACACGGAUAGCCUACUAUGCGCUGGGCUUUGACUGGAGAAUCGGCGAUGCCCUGUGUAGGAUAACCGCUCUUGUGUUUUACAUCAACACAUACGCAGGUGUGAACUUCAUGACCUGCCUGAGCAUUGACCGGUUCUUUGCUGUGGUGCACCCCCUGCGGUACAAUAAGAUAAAAAGAAUUGAACACGCAAAAUGCAUCUGCAUAUUUGUCUGGAUUCUGGUAUUUGGUCAAACACUCCCACUACUCAUAAACCCUAUGUCAAAACAGGAGGCUGAAAGGACUACAUGCAUGGAAUAUCCAAACUUUGAGGAAACCAAAUCCCUCCCCUGGAUUCUGCUUGGUGCCUGUUUCAUAGGAUACGUACUUCCGCUUGUCAUUAUUCUUAUCUGCUAUUCUCAAAUCUGUUGCAAGCUCUUUAAAACUGCCAAACAGAACCCGCUAACUGAGAAAUCUGGGGUCAACAAAAAGGCUCUCAACACAAUUAUUUUUAUAAUUGUUGUGUUUGUUGUAUGUUUCACACCUUAUCAUGUUGCAAUUAUUCAACACAUGAUCAAGAAGCUUCGUCUUCCUGGUCUCCUGGAAUGUAGCCAAAGACAUUCAUUCCAGAUAUCUCUGCACUUUACAGUAUGUCUGAUGAACUUCAACUGCUGCAUGGACCCUUUUAUAUAUUUUUUUGCAUGUAAAGGGUACAAGAGAAAGGUCAUGAAGAUGUUGAAACGUCAAGUCAGUGUAUCAAUUUCCAGUGCUGUGAGGUCAGCCCCUGAAGAAAACUCACGUGAAAUGACAGAAACUCAAAUGAUGAUACAUUCCAAGUCUUUAAAUGGAAAGUAAAAAGGAAAGGAGUCUUGGAUUUAUACCAAAGUAGACUGUAUACUGAACUUUGCAAGACUUUUCUUAUAACAAGUGUUAGAUUUCCAAUUAGGAUUCUUUUGAAUUCCUUUCACUGGGGACUAUUUCUCACCUCCAACUUGGAAGUAAACUGAUAUAUAUAUAUAUAUAUAUUUACACUCAAGAACAACAUUCAGCAAAAUUCUCAUUUGUAAAUGAAACAGUAUACCUUUAAAAGGGAGGGUAUUUUAAUAAAUCUCAGUGUAAAAAGAAAAGUUUUGUGUUAACAAAAAACUAAAUCAUUAAUGUUCCUCACCAAUAAUUCAAAAAAAGAAAAAAAGACUAUCAAAAUUGUAUAUUGCCAGUGUAGAAAUGUUAAUAUUGUAAUAUUCCCUUUCUCUCUUUUUUUUUUUUUGUAUAACAUUUCAAUUCAUGUUUCUUUCAAUCUUAGGCUUUACCUCCUCGAUAAUAACCUUUUUUUUUUCUGAGUCAUAAAUUUUCAUCUCAAGAAACUUGUUUUUGAAUAAAGAGCUAGAUGCUACACAAUUAUGAGUAUGUCCUUCAAUGCUCACCGUGAACUCUCAGCAAAAGUUACAGGGAAGAGGAAACUAGCAGCAGGAAGAUUUUGGAGCAAAGCCUUAUGAUGAUGAUGGUGAUGAAGGCAAUGAAAGCUCUUCCCAAGCAGCCAGCACAGGGUUCAAGGGCCACUGCCCAGGAACAUGACAAGGAUCUCAUAUGGAAAGAGGGUCCACUUGCUAAAUGCUUCUUGAGAGUUAAAAAAAAAAAUAUAUAUAUAUCUAUGCAAAUAGGCUUGGCUUUUUUGGGUCCCUAGGGGAUGGUAUCUUGUUUAUACAGAAGUUGGCAGUACCCUGUAUCUGUAUUUCAGUGGGUUGGUUACCAGGAAGGGUACGGAGGAUGUGCAGUGGGGGUGUAAUUGUGGCUUGCCUUGUUAAGAUGGAGAGUAAAAUGGAAAAUCAUGAACUUCACAGUCACCAGGAUUCUUUACAUUAUCGUUGUUUAGUCACUAAGUCAUGGUCUGACUCUUGUGACCAAAUAGAAAUACCUCUGUAUAACCUGGGUUCGAUUCCUGGGUCAGGAAGAUUCCCUGGAGAAGAGAAUGGCAACCCACUCCAGUAUUCUUGCCUGGAGGAUGCCAUGGACAAUAGCGCACCAGGCUCCUCUGUCCACGGGGCUGCACGGAGUCAGACACGACCGAGCAACUUAACACUUUCUUUACAAGUAGCACGGCCUCCCCAAGUACAGUAACCCAUCUGCCAGCUCAGAUUUGCUUUACUGGAUCCCUCAACUACCUCAAGACAGUACCUAUGUUAGCAAUGACUCCACAUUUGAUAACUCAACUAAAGAAAUGAAAUGGUAUAUGAUGGGUCAUACUUAAAAUUUUUAUUAGGCUUUAUAUCCUGGAAAUACUUUCUUUUAAAGCCUUACCUUACUCACUUUCAGAUUUUAUCCUGUAAGAAAACUAAUCUUAAUGGUCGAUUCAAUACCAUUUACUGUGUACUUUCAGAUUUGUAUUGUGUUAAUUUCACAGAUAGCUUAAAGCCAUUGUC
Bubalus bubalis (water buffalo) is the source of this 3921-nucleotide messenger RNA. Its product is annotated as G-protein coupled receptor 183. Gene Ontology annotation, molecular function: G protein-coupled receptor activity; oxysterol binding. The transcript has 3 exons. Lineage: Eukaryota; Metazoa; Chordata; Mammalia; Artiodactyla; Bovidae. Gene Ontology annotation, biological process: G protein-coupled receptor signaling pathway. The record is from RefSeq and is a predicted model, not a curated record. Gene Ontology annotation, cellular component: membrane. The coding region runs from base 1274 to 2356 and encodes 360 amino acids.